This is a messenger RNA of Pocillopora damicornis (cauliflower coral), 1224 nucleotides long. RefSeq lists its product as uncharacterized. The record is from RefSeq and is a predicted model, not a curated record. Lineage: Eukaryota; Metazoa; Cnidaria; Anthozoa; Scleractinia; Pocilloporidae. Gene Ontology annotation, molecular function: calcium ion binding.
AUGUUCGAGAAGCCAGUUGGAGAACAUGCUCUGCAACAGCACGUUUUCAAACAAAUAUAUUUAACCACGGGAAUUGAGCCCUAUAGCGACUGCAAAAAUAGGUGCCUCAUGGAAAAUACCUGUGUGUCUAUGAACGUCGGUCCACCCAGCAAGAAUGGACUCAGGGUCUGUCAACUAAGUGAUUCUGAUCACAUUCAACAUCCAGAUGACCUGAAACCACGAGAAGGAUACCAGUAUUGGGCUACAAAGAAUCCAUGUUCAAGCAGCCCUUGUCUUCCUAAUGCAACCUGUCUAAAUGGGUUCACAGAUAAGAGAUACAUUUGCUUGUGUCCAGUUGGUUUCAAGAGAAAAAAAUGUGAAAGAAAAGUGUUUAAAGCAAUUUUUACAAAUCUCAAUGCCACUGGAAGAUAUGGUCCAACAACGCUGGGCAGUCACUACACAGGUCAGGAUCAUGACGGACAAGUUACACUGUCCAACGGUAUUCAACAAUGGACUGUGCCGUACACUGGUGACUACAAAAUAAGAGCGAUUGGAGCAGCAGGAGGGUACGAUUCAUACCCUAACAGCCCUGAAUACCGUGGAAGAGGAGCAAGAAUAGUUGGAGAAUUCCGUUUAAAGGAGGGUGAAGUUAUCCAGAUACUUGUAGGUCAAGAAGGAGGAAUAAACAAGAGGAAUGAAUCAUCUGGAGGUGGUGGAGGUACAUUUGUAGUGAGAGGAGCCGACACGCCUUUGAUAAUAGCUGGAGGCGGAGGAGGGAUAGAUUCUGCACAGUCAAGACAUGCAGGAUGUGACGCCAGCACAAACACAACAGGGAAUCUAGGAUACGAUUCAUGGUCAGGGGGGAGCAAUGGGCAUGGUGCGCAGACUGCUGAUGAUGGUAACUCAGGUGGCGGUGGUGGCUGGUUUUACUCCAGUGGAAGAAACGGAGAGAAUUUCAAUGGAACCAAGGGAGAGGGCGAAGAAGGUGGUAAUGGAUUUCUUCAGGGAGGGGAGGGUGGGAGAUCACUGCAUCAUAACGUUGUUGGUGGGUUUGGUGGAGGAGGUGGAGCUCAUGGAUGGGCAGGAGGAGGAGGAGGAGGAGGGUACUCUGGGGGAAGUAGUGGAAGUGGUAGUCAUGAUAGCUGUGGGGGAGGGGGUGGCUCUUACAACGAUGGAAAGAAACAGAAGAAUGAAUGUUGUUAUAACAAGGCUGGUCAUGGUCAGGUGAUUAUCGCGUUGCUGUAA